Molecule: messenger RNA, 831 nt
Organism: Adineta ricciae
Lineage: Eukaryota; Metazoa; Rotifera; Eurotatoria; Adinetida; Adinetidae
Source: the annotation of a GenBank genome assembly
AUGCGAUCCGAUCAUUAUCGAUAUCCAACGUCAGCCGAUGAUAUUCAAAUAGUCUACGAAUCUAAGAAUUAUUUCGUUGUAAAUAAAGACGAUCUCGUGCCGAUCGAUUCGUUCGAUGCACCCGCUCAAGUCAAUGUCACACAACAAGUGAAGAAAUGGUUUCAUAAACGUGAAACGGAAAGAUUUCUGAAACAAGAUCCACCAGCGACUGAAGAGCAAGCAGAGCAAUGGAGCAAAAGCUUAGCACAAAAAGUCGAGGAUAUUCGAUAUUGUCAUCGGCUUGAUUUAGGAACCAGUGGCUGCAUGUGUUAUGCUCGUUCAGCAAGCGCCAGCUACCUAACUUACAAAGCAUUUAUUGACAAACGUGUUUUGAAGUAUUAUCUCGCACUUGUUCACGGUCAUCUUCAUGCUCCAUAUUCAAUUUUCGUCAACGUUCCUAUUGGAGAAAAUGCUUCGUGUUACGGUCGAAUUAUGUGUACGGACGAUCAUCCGCAUUGUACAGCUGCUAAACCUGCUCAAUCACAUGUCGAUGUUUUAGAACAUGGAGAUUAUGAUGGCAAGCCAGCAUCGAAAGUUUUAGUUCGAAUUUUAACAGGCAAACGCCAUCAAAUUCGAUUACAUAUGAAAUACUUGGGUCAUCCAAUCAUUGGUGAUUAUCUUUAUACAGAUCCAAUUGAUUAUAAACCACAUCGAAUCAUGCUGCACGCACGAUCAUUGACAAUACAUACGGAGCAAGAACUGAUUGACGCAUUAGCCAAGGAUCCUUUCGUAACUCAGAUAGAUCCGAAAUGGAAAAAGACUAAAACAAUACUACCAGUGAAUCGAUGGUAG